CCAGAAGGUGGCCACUACCUCAGCAUCUAAGGGUAGUCCGGAGCAGGACCCAGAGUCAUUGUCGGCGCCUAAGAGGAAAAAGUCCAAGAAGCCAUCAGCCGACAGCGAUUCCUCAAAGACCAACGAGGAUGAUGCCCGGCUGCAGGACAUCUCCGGUGCAGUGGGUGAUGGCCUAUUGGUUACCCCAACAUCCCACCCAAAAGCAGUCACCGACGAGGGUGAAAUCAAUCGAAAUCUGAUGGCGCUAGUGCCACUGGCCAAGCUUCUCAAGGUAAUUGAGAAGCAUCUCACGGUAGUGGAGAAUGAGGUGGUCGAGCAGUCCACCAUGAUGAUGACGGCGGCUGCUGCCGAUCAGAGCAUUGCCAUCAUCCGCAAUAUUAUUGAUCCGAUCAAGCAAAUCGAAUCGAAGCUACGCGUCUACUCUGGCGAGACACAGAUCGAUGGCCUCAUCCAGUCUAUGGACGAGGACAUACGCAAACUUCACAUGGGCCUUCAAGUCAUUGAGAAGUGUGUGGAGAUCGAUGAGACCGGGGCAACGCUCAUUCAGCGUACCAGUGUCUGCAUCAUUGACAGCGUGGCCGAUCAAAUGAAGCGGGCCCUGGAGGAGUUGAAAAUCGUCAGCAGGCGGUUCGAGUCUGAGUGCCUGAGGGCACAAAUAGAACUCACCGCCGAUGACAUCCAGCAGGGGCUGGAUAUCACACAGGGCACCAUCAGGUCGCAGGCACUGCUGCAGGAGGCACAGGAACUGGAGGCAGCUAAGCAUUUUACCGAAGCCGUGGAGAAGAUGCAGGAUGUCCCCGACUCCGUAUCCUUUGCCACCAUAUCGGAGGCCAAUUUGCCCAGCGAAGCGAGCGCCCUCAAGGAGAUUUGCCAGCCAGUGGCCAGGAUUCAGGAGGCACUGGAACGGGUGGAGAUGGAGUUGUCGCUGGAGGAGUCGGAGGAGCAGAUCUACAAGAAAGUGCAUCAGAAGGUGCUCCAAAGUAUUGUGGAGCCCAUCAAGCAGCUGCAGAGCACCCUGCAGUCUAUCGAAGACAAGACCGAAUCCAUGGCAGGAUCCGAGUCGAUGGAGCAGAAGAUCAACAUGGCCAUCCUUGAUAUUGUCACGCCGCCGCUGUUCGAGCUCAAUAAGGGACUCGAGGUGAUUCUCAACGAGAAAUCUGACAGUGUGGAGGGUGGCAUGCUGACGGUUAGCACUGUGGAAUCGAUGGUGCCGCCCCUGCAGGAGAUACAGAAUGGCCUGGCGCAGCUGGGACAAGAUCUGGAAAGCGGCCAGGCAGUGAUGGCUGAUGCGGCGGAGCAGGAGCCCCGACCCGAGCCCGCACUGGAUGUGGCCGAUACGCAGAAACUGCUGCAGUCGUUUGCCCAGGCAGUGUUGCAUUUUGAAACGAACAUUGAAAGGAUUUCGCCUCGUCUCUCGUCGAAUGUGAAAAUCCGCUUGCUCAAUCUGAAGGAUGAGCUAUCCGCAUUGAUUGGCACCAUCCUGGACAAAGAUAUAACCAGGCAUCACGUGGAGCUGCUCGACAGACUCAAGCGUCCGGUGGAUGAAAUCAACUACUGUAUUCGCCAGACAGAGGUCAAGACUAUUUCCGGGUCGCUAGCAGAUUUAAUUGAGCCGCUGAGCAUGUUGCAGGAUAACACCCAGAAGGGCCAUGGCCUGCUCCUAACUGCACGGGAGCCGGAUCAGCAAGCACUGCAGACGCUCGACAACAUUAGAAGCAUCAUUCGCAACGCUGUCAUCGACAUUGAAGAGCAUGAGUUUAAGAUUCUUCAGCAAGAGAUCCAGCAGGAUGAACAGCAGGCCUCGCAGCAGGACAAAUCUUUUAGCGCGCUACGGAAGGUGCUGGAGACAAAGGUCUCCCUGGAUGAGGCUAUCGGAAAUAUUGAAACUCUGCAGAUGGCAUUAAACAAAAUGAGCGAAAGCCCCAGAGCCACUGAAACUGUCAAGACAUCCGCAAACGAUGCUCAAGUGUCGCUUUUGCGUAUCCUGCAGAUUGCCAAGGGACUGGCCACCUUCAGCGAGGCAGAGACAAUGCUCGACGUGAACGAGGCCAACACAUCCAGAGUCCUAUUCGAGUGCGGCAAAAGCUUUUCUGACCUAGCCAGAGCCCUUGAUAGUCCAGCAGCGCAGUCGGAAAGUGACUUCCUGAAUGCCCUUCAUCAGUUUAGCGAAAUUGUUGCCCAACAGAAGCAGAGCACGGACGAGAAACUCAGCAUAGCCAGUCAACUCUCAAGCCUGAUUCACGUGCUCGAAAGGGUACACCCAUUGAGGGCAUCUGUGGAAGAUCUAUCGGAAACAUUGGACGAUGUCUCAGUGCUAAAGUCGAUUGCAGAGUCAUUGCCCACGGAGCCCGAAGCAGAGCCCAUUAGCGUAGAGAAACCAUCGACUGAUGUUGGAGCCUUGCUUGCGGAUCUAAACCAUGGAAUAGCUUCGGUUCUAUCCCAUUGUGAAGACGUCGAUGUGACUUCUAUAGGCGGCAAUAAUGGCCAGCAGGUCCAUUCAGCUGUAAUCAAGAUGCAGGAACUGCAGAACAGCAUCGCUCUGGUGCAGGAGACAAACAUCGUGGAGGCGGCUCAUUCUUUGUCGGAGUCCAGUAAUCAGGGUACUUUUGCCGAGGCCCUUUGCAGUCUGGAACGCUGUGUCCUGCAUGUGGAGGAGUUUAUUGCCCACAGUGGGGUCGAGAAUAUCAGUGAUCUAGAACUAUCGAAACUUAAGACAUUGGCCACACCACUGCGGGAUGUAAGGGAAUACUGUGAACGGCUCGAUACUCAUGUGCUGGAGCAUGCCAUGGAUAUAUCCACGCAGGAGGACAUUUCGGACCUCAAGACCAGUGGGCACAAGCAAACCGUUUCGGAUAACAUCCAAGAGGUAGCUGUUUUAGAAGAAGAACCAAAGGUGGAAGUAUUCGAUAUACAGCAAGGUGUGGCGAGUGGAAUCAAGCAGCUCGAAGCCUGCCUAGUGGUCACCCAGACCGAUGCUAGCGAAGAACUCCAACAAGUUGGUGAAAUAAUGGAGCAGCUAAAGUCUGAUUUGGAGAGCAUUCAAGCUUCUCUUGUCUCGGGCAACGAUCAGCAGGAAACUGUCCUGGCUCAGGCAAAAAUUGCACGCACCAUGUUUAAAUUGAAGGAGUGUCUAGUGCAUACCUAUGAAUCGGGACUGGUUGACUCGUUGGAGAAUGUGGAGAGUGCUUUCGAGGACAUCCUACUUUCUUUGCCAGUACUGGAGACACAAUUGGCAGAGGAGAUGUUUGGCAAAAUCGAGCAAGUCUUCAAGAACCUCGUGAUCCAUUGUCAGAGUGCAGAAGCAGUGGAGCUUAUUUCCCUGAAGACACCCAUAGAGAAUCUUCUGCAGUCCAUAGGAGCUGUGGCAGCUCAAACCAAUGUUGAUGUGGAAAAGUCAUCUGCGGUAGUGGUUCAGCUUCAGACUAGUCUGAUGGCUGCAUUCAGAAGUCUAAAUGAGGUCAGCGAAGGGGCCAGCAAUGAACUGUUGGGUGGCCUGUUGAAAACCCAGAGCAGUCUAGUGACCGUCUUUGAUUUCAUAGAAAACAGCGAGAACUCGAUUCGCAUCAUAGAACUAUUGCAGGAAAUCGACUCCAUUACUGGAGACUUAAAGGCCCUAUCCCUGAUUCCAUUUGAGCUGACGGUGCCUAUUGACAUUGGCAUGAUAAUCGAAAACGUAUCGUCAGGUAAAGCCUUCCUAACUGAAAUCGAGGAGGGACUACAGGCCAACAAUCCCCAAAGCAUCCUUCUUCUGGACGAAAACACGGAGGACAUUGCUCAAUUGGAAGCAACACUCAUUCAAAUUGAGAAAGAAAUCCUUUCGCAGCCUCAACUAACACAAAUAAGCACACAGCAAUUCACUCUAAUAGAAACCGUGCAGCUGCAACUGAAUAAUCUGAAAGAUAAGCUAACUGAACUGAACGUUUCCCUUGCCGAACUUAAAAAAGAACCCGAAUCGGCCCAGGAAUCAGACCUGAACGAAGAGAAAGAGGACCUUCGGGAAGACACUGAACCCGAACCUAAAAAAGCUAAACAAAUGGUUAUCGAAGAACCUAUUCAGCAAACUGAGAAGGAUGUCUCGCGAGAUGCGCCAAACAUCGAAAAGGUCAAAGAAAGUGGAGUGCCUGAGGAACAACAUGCCGAAACUAAGAAAGAAACUCAGACUGAAGAGGAUGCUGACAAGAAGGCCCAAAAGACAGAAACUUUGAAAGAAAAGUUCUUGGAUCUAUCCGAGGCGCUUGCUCUCAGCACAAAUAACGAGGAAUUGCAGACAAUUUUGACGGAAAGCCAAGAUAUUAUCGAGAAUCUCAGUGAUGUUGACAAGGUAGCCAAGUCCAUAUUUAAAUUACAAGAGCAUAUCGUUCAUACCUAUGACGGAAAGUCAGCAAAUGAAGAUAAUGAUAAGCCAAUCGCGGUCGAAUUUAUCGAAGCCCUUCUAGAGGCCUGCCCAGACGCAGCUGAGCAACUAAUUCACAACUAUCUUAAGGAAAUUAAGACAAAUGUGAUUCUAACUAAAGCUUCAAUUCAGCUUAUCGACGAGAGCAACAUGUUCACCAAACCAUCCCUGUUGGUGCCGAAACUAGUUAAUCUGGAAAGGAUUGCUGAGAAAAUUCAGUCUUCUCAACAUUUAGAUAAGUCAUCCGAAAAGAUGAUCAGCUUGCAACAGAAUCUAAUGGAUAUUUUCAUAAUACUUGACGACCUACUAGACGAGAAGACGGAAAUCUUAAAGCCAAAAAUUGAAGCAAUUAAGUCGAUUUUGCUCGGCGAGUAUGACUAUAUUGAGAAGAAACAAGGAGAUCUUCAUACUGCCAUUGUUCAUGGAAAGAUUCAUAAUGUUACGCAGAAGAUGUUAAACAUUUGUGAAGAUCUGAAAGACUUGAUUGGAAAACAAACUCAACAUAAAGAAGUAGACGAAAUUGCGGAGGCUGAAAUUCUUUUUGAACAGAUAUCCGAGGAAAGAGAGGAAGAUCUCAAGAAGAUCAAGAAAGCUGAGGCAUCUAAAGUUCUUUCUGAAAAGAUAUCAGAAGAAAAUGUAGAAGAAAGUCAGAAGACGGAUGUCAAGGACUCCGAAGCUAAAGCGCAGAAAGCAAAGGCACUGGAGAAGCAAGAACUCGAGGAGAAACAACUGGAUGAGACGAAACAGAAACAAACUGAGAAGGAUGCAGAAAAGAAGUCACAGAAGGCAGAAAAAUCUGAGGUUGUUGCUGAAAAGAUAUCUGAAGAAAAGUUAGAAGAAAGCCAGAAUGUGGAUGUUAAAGAUUCCGAGUCUAAAACCAAGAAAGCAAAUGCCCUGGAGAAGCAAGAACUCGAGGAGAAACAACUGGAUGAGACGAAACAGAAGCAAGCUGAGAAGGAUGUAGAAAAGAAGUCCGUAAAGGCAGAAGAAUCUGAUGUUGUUGCUGAAAACAUUUUUGAAGAAAAAGCAGCAGAAAGUCAGAAGGCGGAUGUCGAGGAUUCCGAAGCUAAAGUGCAGAAAGCAAAGGCCCUGGAGAAGCAAGAACUCGAGGAGAAACAACUGGAUGAGAAAAAACAGAAGCAAGCUGAGAAGGAUGCAGAAAAGAAGGCACAGAAGGCAGAAGAAUCUGAGGUUGUAGCUGAAAAGAUAUCUGAAGAAAAAGCAGCAGAAAUUCAGAAGGCGGAUGUCAAGGAUUCCGAAGCUAAAGCGCAGAAAGCAAAGGCCCUGGAGAAGAAAGAACUCGAGGAGAAACAACUGGAUGAGACGAAACAGAAGCAAGCUGAGAAGGAUGUAGAAAAUAAGUCCCUAAAGGCAGAAGAAUCUGAUAUUGUUGCUGAAAAGAUAUUUGAAGAAAAAGCAGAAAAAAGUCAGAAGGCGGAUGUCGAGGAUUCCGAAGCUAAAGUGCAGAAAGCAAAGGCCCUGGAGAAGCAAGAACUUGAGGAGAAGCAACUGGAUGAGAAAAAACAGAAGCAAGCUGAGAAGGAUGCAGAAAAGAAGGCACAGAAGGCAGAAGAAUCUGAGGUUGUAGCUGAAAAGAUAUCUGAAGAAAAAGCAGCAGAAAUUCAGAAGGCGGAUGUCAAGGAUUCCGAAGCUAAGCCGCAGAAAGCAAAGGCCCUGGAGAAGAAAGAACUCGAGGAGAAACAACUGGAUGAGACGAAACAGAAGCAAGCUGAGAAGGAUGUAGAAAAGAAGUCCCUAAAGGCAGAAGAAUCUGAUAUUGUUGCUGAAAAGAUAUUUGAAGAAAAAGCAGAAGAAAGUCAGAAGGCGGAUGUCGAGGAUUCCGAAGCUAAAGUGCAGAAAGCAAAGGCCCUGGAGAAGCAAGAACUCGAGGAGAAACAACUGGAUGAGACGAAACAGAAGCAAGCUGAGAAGGAUGCAGAAAAGAAGGCACAGAAGGCAGAAAAAUCUGAGGUUGUUGCUGAAAAGAUAUCUGAAGAAAAGGUAGAAAAAAUUCAGAAGGCGGACGUCAAGGAUUCCGAAGCUAAAGUGCAGAAAGCAAAGGCCCUGGAGAAGGAAGAACUCGAGGAGAAACAACUGGAUGAGACGAAACAGAAGCAAGCUGAGAAGGAUGCAGUAAAGAAGGCACAGAAAGCAGAAGAAUCUGAGGUUGUUGCUGAAAAUAUAAUUAAAGAAAAGGUAGAAGAAAGUCAGAAGGCGGACGUCAAGGAUUCCGAAGCUAAAGCGCAGAAAGCAAAGGCCCUGGAGAAGCAAGAACUUGAGGAGAAACAACUGGAUGAGAAAAAACAGAAGCAAGCUGAGAAGGAUGCAGAAAAGAAGGCACAGAAGGCAGAAAAAUCUGAGGUUGUUGCUGAAAAGAUAUCUGAAGAAAAAACAGAAGAAAUUCAGAAGGUGGAUGUCAAGGAUUCCGAAGUUGAAGCGCAGAAAGCAAGGGCCCUGGAGAAGCAAGAACUCGAGGAGAAACAACUGAAUGAGACGAAACAGAAGCAAGCUGAGAGGAUGUAG
Drosophila obscura is the source of this 6916-nucleotide messenger RNA. Its product is annotated as centrosome-associated protein CEP250-like. NCBI's taxonomy places the organism in Eukaryota, Metazoa, Arthropoda, Insecta, Diptera, Drosophilidae. The record is from RefSeq and is a predicted model, not a curated record. Bases 239 to 6916 code for a protein of 2225 amino acids. The transcript has a single exon.